Messenger RNA from Caenorhabditis bovis, 921 nucleotides. NCBI's taxonomy places the organism in Eukaryota, Metazoa, Nematoda, Chromadorea, Rhabditida, Rhabditidae. The record is from the annotation of a GenBank genome assembly.
AUGGAAUGUGAAUUGAAGGUCAAAGCCUACCGAUUCAUUGCUUACUCUGCAAUUUCUUUUAGCUUUGUUGCUAUUUGCUCAGUAUGUCUUUCAUUACCGAUAGUCUACUUUUAUAUUAAUAAUGUCAAAACAAGUAUGCAAGAAGAUAUCGAUUUCUGCCGAGUAACCAAAGACAUUUGGACAGAAGUACAGCACGUUAAACAGCUUCCUCGAAACAGGACAUCUCGUCAAGCCGGCUAUACGAAUUCCGGAAGCUCACAAGACGAUGAAUAUGUCGGAGAUGACGAUCCGAACGGAUUCGAUGAAUGUGAAGGGUGCUGUUUGCCAGGUCCGCCGGGCAGUCCUGGUGAACCUGGCAGGUCCGGUCGACCUGGAAAACCUGGAAUUCCCGGGCUUCCCGGCAGUCCGGGAAAGCCACCACAGCAGCCUUGUCAGCCGAUCACUCCUCCACCGUGUGCCCCGUGCCCAGCUGGACCUCCGGGAAAACCAGGACCUCAAGGCCCACCUGGUGAUCCAGGUAUUCCCGGUCCGCCGGGAGCUCGUGGAGAAGAUGGAGAACCUGGAGAACCAGGACCGCCGGGACCACCUGGCGAGCCUGGAUUCCCAGGGCCACAAGGACCCCCAGGACAGCCCGGCAUUCCAGCGGAACCGGUCCCAUUCAGAGCCGGUGUUCCUGGACCACCAGGAGAUCCGGGACCGCCGGGACUUCCUGGCGAGAUCGGAGAAGUAGGCGAUGAUGGUCCGCCAGGACCUCCUGGACCGAAAGGACCACCGGGAGCCUCCGGUAUACCAGGAAACGAUGGUCCGCCGGGAGCAAAAGGACCUCCGGGACCACCAGGAAAUCCAGGAGAGCGUGGAAUUUGUCCCAAAUAUUGUGCAAUCGAUGGUGGCGUUUUCUUCGAAGAUGGAACACGACGAUAA